This is a messenger RNA of Solanum dulcamara, 1083 nucleotides long. RefSeq names its product protein SRG1-like. The record is from RefSeq and is a predicted model, not a curated record. The coding region runs from base 1 to 1083 and encodes 360 amino acids. The transcript is spliced from 5 exons. Lineage: Eukaryota; Viridiplantae; Streptophyta; Magnoliopsida; Solanales; Solanaceae.
AUGGAAUCAUCACCGGCAAAAUUGAACUUUGGAAAAUCUCUCCUGGUUCCAAGUGUUCAAGAGCUUGCCAAACAGCACCUAACCAAUAUUCCGGCCAGGUAUGUCCGCGCAGAACAAGAAUCUCAGGCCGUAUCUGCUGGAGCGGCGGUUCCAGUUAUCGAUCUUCAAAAGUUGAUAUCGGGUGAUUCAAUGGAUUCUGAGCUGCAAAAGCUUCACUCCGCUUGCCAACAAUGGGGUUUCCUCCAGGUUAUAAACCAUGGAGUGACACCUUCGUUAUUGGAGGAAUUCAAGAGAGAGGUUAUUGAAUUGUUUAGACUUCCCAUGUCCGAAAAGAAGAAACUAUGGCAACAAGAAGACAGCUUUGAAGGUUUUGGGGAUAUAUUUGUUGUAUCGGAGGAGCAGAAGCUUGAUUGGAGUGACAUGUUUGCCAUAGUAACUCUUCCCCCUCAUAUCCGCAAAGUGGACUUGUUUCACAAGUUGCCUUCAAAGCUCAGGGGCAUCAUGGAAGCAUACUCCAAAGAAAUCAAGAACCUAGCAAUGAUCAUCGUAUGUCAAUUGGCAAAGGCUGUAAAGAUGGAUGAAAAAGAAAUGAGAGAUCUAUUCAGUGAUGGUAUGCAGUCAAUGAGGAUGAAUUAUUAUCCGCCUUGCCCUGAGCCACACAGGGCAAUUGGCUUAAGCCCUCAUUCUGAUGCUGAUGCCCUCACCAUCCUCCUCCAGCUCAGUGAAACUGAAGGCCUUCAAGUCCGAAAAGACGAUAUUUGGGUGCCUAUAAAGCCCCUCCCAAAUGCUUUGAUUGUGAAUAUUGGCGAUAUGAUGGAGAUAGUAAGCAAUGGUGUUUAUAGGAGCAUUGAGCACAGAGCAAUUGUGAACUCAAACAAAGAAAGGCUCUCUGUUGCAACAUUCUCUACCUUCAGCCUUGAUUCCGAAUUAGGACCUGCACACAGCCUCAUUGGACCAAAUAAUCCUCCAAUUUUCCGAAGAGUUGUCGUGCAAAAAUAUUUACUGGAUUUUUUUGCACGAAAACUUGACGGAAAAUCGUACCUUGAUUUCAUGAAGGUAGAGACAAGUGAUGGAGAAUCCUAG